Molecule: messenger RNA, 2919 nt
Organism: Polyodon spathula (Mississippi paddlefish)
Lineage: Eukaryota; Metazoa; Chordata; Actinopteri; Acipenseriformes; Polyodontidae
Product: fragile X mental retardation syndrome-related protein 1-like
Exons: 17
Coding region: 41-2089 (682 amino acids)
Biological process (GO): central nervous system development; regulation of translation at postsynapse, modulating synaptic transmission; negative regulation of translation
Cellular component (GO): presynapse; dendritic filopodium; growth cone
Molecular function (GO): translation regulator activity; protein homodimerization activity; mRNA 3'-UTR binding
Source: RefSeq, a predicted model, not a curated record
CUUUCUAGAAUAAUUUCCCAGCGUUCAUUGCGUGCCCAAUAUGGAGGAACUGACGGUGGAGGUUCGUGGCUCCAACGGAGCUUAUUACAAGGCAUUUGUCAAAGAUGUUCACGAAGAUUCACUCACCGUUGCCUUUGAAAACAACUGGCAACCGGAGCGUAAGGUUCCUUUCAGUGAUGUGCGUAUGCCGCCUCCUCCAGAUGUUAAAAAGGAAAUCGGUGAAGGUGAGGACGUUGAGAUUUACUCAAGAGCAAAUGAGCAGGAGCCUUGUGGUUGGUGGCUUGCAAAAGUGAGAAUGAUGAAGGGUGAUUUUUAUGUAAUCGAAUAUGCUGCAUGUGAUGCCACAUAUAAUGAGAUAGUCACCUUUGAGCGUCUUCGUCCAGCGAACCUUAACAAGGCUGUGGCAAAAAAUACUUUCUUCAAGUGUACAGUUCCAGUACCAGAUGAUUUAAAAGCUGCGUGUGAAAAUGAACUUGCACAUAAAGAUUUCAAAAAAGCAAUAGGAGCCUGUCGCAUCUUCUACCAUGCAGACACAAGCCAAUUAAUAAUACUGUCAAUGAAUGAAGCCACAGUCAAGAGAGUUACAAUACUAAGUGACAUGCAUUUGCGCAGUAUUCGCACAAAGUUACUGCUCAUGUCAAGAAAUGAAGAAGCAACAAAACACCUAGAGAGCACAAAGCAGUUGGCUUCUGCAUUCCAUGAGGUAUUUACUGUGAGAGAGGAUCUGAUGGGUUUGGCAAUUGGAACACAUGGUAGUAAUAUUCAGCAAGCACGGAAAGUACCUGGAGUUACAGCAAUUGAACUAGAUGAAAGUACCGGCACAUUCAGAAUUUAUGCAGAGACUGCUGAAGCAGGACAGAAAGCAAGGAGCUACCUUGAGUUUAUUGAAGACUCCGUUCAGAUUCCCAGAAAUUUGGUUGGUAAGGUCAUUGGUAAAAAUGGAAAAGUCAUUCAAGAGAUUGUGGACAAAUCUGGAGUUGUGCGAGUAAGGAUUGAAGGUGAUAAGGACAGUAAACUUCCUCGAGUAGAGGGAAUGGUUCCUUUUACAUUUGUUGGCACAAAGGAGAACAUCGGAAAUGUUCAAGUUCUUCUGGAAUACCACAUUGCUUACCUAAAUGAAGUGGAACAGCUAAGACUGGAGAGGCUUCAGAUUGAUGACCAGCUGAGGGAAAUAGGAGUGGGGUUCAGGCCUUCCUCCAACCGCACUGCUGAUAAAGAUAAAGGCUACACAACAGAUGAGAGCACGUCUGCUCCCUCCCUGCAUGGCAGCAGGUCUUACAGUGGCAGAGGUCGUGGUCGCAGAGGGCCUAUUUACACCUCUGGUUAUGGUACGAACUCUGAACAGUCAACUGCAUCCGAAACUGAUUCGGAGAGAAAGGACGAGCUGAGUGACUGGUCGUUGGCAGGGGAAGAUCACGACCGGGAACCUGGGCACCAGCGGGACAGCAGGAGGCGGCCUGCCUCUGGGAGAGGACGUGGGGGUCCUGGAGGCAGGGCCCGUGGAUGGAGCAGAGGGAGUGGCAGCUCCAUCAGCUCUGGUACAAACCCUUCUUUCCUGCUUCAGGAUCCGGACAGCAAUCCUUACAGUUUGCUAGAUAAUACUGAAACAGACCAGACAGCUGACACUGAUGCCAGUGAUUCUCACCACAACCUCAACCGGCGCAGACGGUCACGUAAGCGUAGGACUGAUGAAGAUGCUACCCUCAUUGAUGGAUUGACUGAGUCUGAUAAUGCUUCAGUUAAUGGAAAUGGUGUAGAUGAUUUGGAGGGUAAAUCCCAGAGGCGUAACCGUAGCCGUAGACGCCGUUUUUGCAGUCAGGCAGAAGACAGGCAGCCAGUUACAGUAGCAGAUUACAUAUCCCGUGCCGAAUCACAGAGCAGACAGAGAACCCCAGCAAGGGACACUCUGACAAAAAUGGGUCAGGUUGAUUUCAUUAAAGAACAAAACACUGCAGCUGUGGCCAUGAAUGGUCCCAGCCACGCUUCUGGUGACAAACUGAGAAAGCCACAACACACUCCCAAGGAAGGAACCCAGAAAGUGAAUUAUCAAGGAGAUGGAAAUCAACCUGUCCUUAAUGGCAUCUCUUAAACACUUGCUCCCAAUUUACAGGACCUUUUACAUUUUACAAUAGUGCGUGUACAAGAUUGCCAAAGAAAUAUGGACUGUCAGAUUUUUUUAUCGCACUUUUCAGUUCCUCCGUUAUGGAACACAAAAAGUGGAUGAAGUUUAUAUAAAAUAAAAAAAAUAAAUAAAUACACGUUGCACCAAGUAUGUUCUAAGUACAUUAUCGGAUGUUGUGCCUUCAGAGAGUAGUUCAACAUAAAAUAACUUUGCUGGCUGUAGGAAACCAUAACUUUGUUGGAUAAGUUGUUGAUGGGAAGAUCCCGGACAUCUUAAUCUUUCUUAUGAAAAGCAUUAGCUGCUUUUGUUAAGUUGUAAUAUGCAACCACUUAGUAAAUGCAGUAAAAAAAAAAAUAAAUAAAAAAUUGCACUGAAUUGUAUUUUUUCUCCAUUUAGAAUGUUAGUCUUGAAACUGGUCUUUUAUUGAAACUAUUAAUUUUUUUAUUUAUUUUUUUUAAAUGCUGUAUGUGACAGAAAAAAAUGCAAAAAACUGGAAGAUGUGUCUAUAGGAACACUGGAGCGAUAAUGACAAGUUUGUUUUGAUUAAUUUAUUUUAAAACUGUACAGUAUUUAAAAAAGAAAGCGUAGCUUUUGUUCAGACACUAAGCUGGCUAAAUGUGUUAAAGCAGACAAUCUGAAAGAUCAAUUUCCAGAAGGUUUCUUUAUGGAAAACAAUGUUUAUUCUAGUCCAAAUGAGUUUAGUUUCACACUUUUUUUCAUUUUGGUUGUUUGAUGUGCAAUAUGUUUUGUAUGCAGGUAGUUCUGAAAUAAACUGAUCUUCCAUCUUUUGAUUUGAA